This is a messenger RNA of Alligator sinensis (Chinese alligator), 4064 nucleotides long. It is a transcript of the gene MRPS35, whose product is annotated as mitochondrial ribosomal protein S35. The record is from RefSeq and is a predicted model, not a curated record. The transcript has 9 exons. Gene Ontology annotation, cellular component: mitochondrial small ribosomal subunit. NCBI's taxonomy places the organism in Eukaryota, Metazoa, Chordata, Crocodylia, Alligatoridae. Gene Ontology annotation, molecular function: structural constituent of ribosome. Gene Ontology annotation, biological process: mitochondrial translation. The coding region runs from base 25 to 990 and encodes 321 amino acids.
ACUGCGGGUAGUUACGCCUGGGCUAUGCUGCCCCGACUCCGCGGCGCGUGGACCCCGGCGCUGCUUCAGUGCGCGGCCAAUUCUACCGCGGUCUCCAAAAGCAGAAGCGAGUCUAGAGGUACACGCUGGAGAAGACGUGAGGUACCACGACAUAAUAGACUGCUUGGAAUUCCUAGAACAAAAAAAAUGCCUGUUGAUCAAGAUUGGAGCAAUGUUUACCCAGUUGCAGCAUCAUUUAAGCCUUCUGUAGUUCCACUUCCCAUUCGAAUGGGCUACCCAAUGAAGAAAAGAGCACCUCCAUCAAAAGAGGGCAACUUGGAGCUUAUAAAGAUUCCCAAUUUUUUGCAUCUUACUCCUGGUGCAGUUAAGAAACACUGUGCAGCUCUUAAAAAUUUCUGCACUGAAUGGCCAACUGCAUUGGACAGUGACGAGAAACGUGAGCAGCAUUUUCCUGUUGAAAUUGACACAGUAGAUUAUGUUUCAGCAGGGCCAUCUAUUCGUAAUCCCAAAGCAAGAGUGGUGACCUUAAGAGUUAAACUUUCCAAGCUGAAUUUAGAUGACCAUGCGAAAAAGAAGCUUAUUAAACUUGUAGGAGAGCGGUACAGCAAGGAUACAGAUAUCCUUACCAUUACAACAGACAGAUGUCCACUAAGGAGACAAAACUAUGAUUAUGGAAUAUACCUCCUCACGGUUUUGUACCAUGAAUCUUGGAAAACUGAGAAGUGGGAAAGUGAAAAGACUGAUGCAGACAUGGAGGAAUAUAUCUGGGAAAAUACCUGCUCUCAGAAGAAUGUCUUGGACACACUUCUGCGAAUAAAAGCUGCAGAGAAAAUCAGUGAUGUGCCUAGGGAAGAACUGCUUGCUUCUGAGAUAGUUGAGAAUUACAAAAACUCUGUGGUCCUGCUUAAAAACGAGGGGGAAACAGAGGAUAACAUGUCUAAGUACAAGGAAUCAGUGAAGAAACUGCUGAAUCUGCAAGGAUUCCAAUGAAAAUAGACUUGCUUAAGUAUAAAGCUCUGCACCAAGGUGAAUUUUAUUUCUGAAAGGUUGAGCUGUUGCGGGGAAUGGUCCAGCUGUUUUUGAAAGAAAGGAGAGAGGAGGUGAAAGUAAAAACAUUUUUCCAUUUGAAGAAUAUUUGCUUGUUGCAAUUUUGACUUGGAAGAUACCAUGAAUUGUUGAAGAAUGUCUGGCUUUUUUUCUACUUGACUGGGCCUGAAGGCAGAAUCUGUCCAUUAAUAUAGUUGUACCAUCUGUAGAGCAAUGGGGACCCUCAAGUACUAUGAUGACAUUGUGUAAUGUACAUUUUUAUAACCUUAAUUGCUGAUCUUUAUCUGCUAGGGCAUAUUACCCUUGCAAAGCAGAGUCUACAAAAGACUGUUCUCUGUUUAGACAGGUGCAAACAGGGGAAGUACAAUAACAAAUGUACAGGUCUGCAUAGCACCUUAUUCGUAUCAGUGAUGCUUCAUUAAUGUGUUGUAAUGCAUCGGCAGCAUUCUAAAGCUUACAUACCUUCACCUUAUUACAUGGGGAAGUGUUUCAUUUAAAGGUAGAGAUAAAUGUAAAUCAAGAAACUGCUAGCUUUGUAAACCUGAUUCAGUAGUUUGUGGAAGUAAUAUUUGAACUUUAUUAAAGCAUGAAAAGAGCACUUGGCAUUCUACCAUCAGACAAAGAAGCAUUGAUGAUGUCUACAAACAGUGGGCCUAUUAUCUCACAGCUGGCCUUUUCCAGCCAGGAGCAGCAUGGAGCUAGUGCAGGAGUAAUGGCCACAGGUACUUUCAGGACUUCAGUGAAUAUUAUAGGCUGAAACAUCAUCAGACAAGGCUACUAAAUGUGUUCCUUUGGGACCACUGUCCUGUCCUCACAGAUGCAGAUUUCUCAUUCUAAAUGCAACAGUUUUCUCUGAGGGAGAAAAAAUCUACUUGCAGUGAGAAAAUUCUCACUCCAGUGGAAGCAGCUCAUAUUAGCACUGCCUUUUUAGUGCUUACCUAUAUGGUCUUGGAAUCCUUGUUUCUUCUUUGCACCUUAUUUUUGGACAUUAUCAUAUGUACAUACAUACCACACAUACCUCUUCCCAAAAAUUAGCUCUCUAAAAUUGGGAUACAUCUUUAUGAGAGGAAGCUGAUCUCCACACUAAAGUGGAGGCAUAGGGAUGCUAGAAUGGCUGCUAGGGAUGUUCUGGGCUCUAUCAAGGAAGGAUGGAGGUCCAGUCCCUCCUUGUCACUCACUUGCUAGCUACAGCUCCAGAGGUACAAGUUUAACCCUGUCACUGCCAAAUUGGCAACAGCUUUUGGCCAAGGAGGGUUAAACUUGUAGCUCUGGAGCUGCAGUUUAGAGCGUGGGUGACACUGACAGCUGAACUAUGCCCAUCUUGUAUGUAACCAGAACAUUCAGCCAUGUUGAUCCCAGGCUGUGACGGUUAAGAUUCUAGAAAAACAGUUUUUCUUCAUCUGCCUUCCCAGAGCAAGUUGCAUGUCUUAUAUGUGAGGGUGUGAUAUGUGAGUAAUAUGAUACUACUUUACCUCCCCCCCCCCGACUUUGUCUACUACUCAUUUCUUUUGCAGAGCCCAGAAGCACUUUUUAUUUCAACCAGGCCUUUCUAUCAAGUGUUGGUAUAGGCUUUCCAAAGUCACCUGGUUUCAAACUCUGUACCUCUUGCCUCCCAUAGAUGGGCACAUCGAGUGCCUUCCCUGCUUGAAGGGGUCCCAGGUCUACAGGAACCAUGCAAGGUGAUCACUUCCUAGACCAGGAAGGAGUGUGAAGUCAUAUCUCAGGUUUACCUCCUGCCAUCAUCAGGCUCUGAACCCAGAGUGUAGGACUCAAUUGGGAGCAGGCCUUCCAGGGAGCAAAUUCCUCCUCAAAGACUAUCUUCCACACAGUGCCAAAGAUGAGCUUCCUGGUGAGCAUCAGCCUGGAGACUGUUCCAGAGGGAGACUGCCAUUGCAGGAUCCUCGAGAGAGAUUCUUUACUUCACUUCUAAACUUCAUGGCCCCAUGAAGAAUAUUGACAAAGCUCAGAAAUAUCCCUUUCUUAGAGCUACCAGUGUGCCUUCCUGGAGACUCCCCCUCAUCAGGCCCUAAGGAAUUAAGCCCCCAAGGUUCCUCCUUCAGCACCUAGUUAUCAUGGAACCACCUUCUUGGCACCAAUCCUUAUUUCAGUAGUAGUGCUUGCUCCUCUACUGAUACUCUGUUUUCUCCCUACAGCCUUCUGCUAUUCUAUCCCAUAUACUAAUGGCAAUUUCUCCAGAGGUUCUGUUUCUGUUCUUUGGUUUCCAUGUGACUAAUCUGACAUGCCCCUUCCUAGCUGAGGAAGUUUUGGUUUCCAGAGCUGCUGCUCUUGUUGGAGAGAAGCCCAGGACUGCUGUUCUUGGACCAGCUUUUCCAGAACAGGAGGACACUCCAGAAAUAUCUGCAUCCCCUUACCUUCAUAGCCUCAAUGCUGGAAGGUUCUCAAUAAUGAAGUGGGCCUGCUUACUCCAUCAGGGACAUUAUUGAUAACUGAAGAUACUCUACUAAAUGAUCCUACCUACCUGUCAUUCAAAGCUUCUCUCCCAUUGUAAGGUUGUUACUGGAGGUAUAUUAGACUACUACACAAAACAGAAGCAAAGUGAUCUCAGUUGUUAUCACAAUGUCACUCUAUUAUUAUAACUUGUCACCUAGCCACAGAGCGUCAGCCUUUUCUACCCAGCAGUAUUAAAGUUCCCCAAUUAUGACAAAACAUAUUCCUGGUGAUAAGAAAUGGGUCCCUCAGUGCAACCUGAAUUUAAAGUUUAUGGUCUUAGUGAACACACAUUUGUAAUGAAGGUAAUUUGCUUGCUUUCCAUGUGUCCACGAAGGUGGCUUUGUUGGUGUCUAGCACUCCAUCAGAGAGAGAAGGGCAAGAUUCAAGUGAGAUCUUUGUAAAUAAAUAAAAAGAAUUAAUUAAAACUCGCUCCCAAGUUUUAAUUUAUUUGCAAAAUAUGUCUUAAGCAGCAGAUGUGAUUAUUGCUUUUUCUUGCAUAAACCUCACUUCCUGAGAGCUUGCAUAUUUUUCCACAAACUGAUUAUCUUUUCUCUGUGUAGGACUCU